This is a messenger RNA of Folsomia candida, 2264 nucleotides long. RefSeq lists its product as uncharacterized. The record is from RefSeq and is a predicted model, not a curated record. Lineage: Eukaryota; Metazoa; Arthropoda; Collembola; Entomobryomorpha; Isotomidae. The coding region runs from base 117 to 1823 and encodes 568 amino acids. Gene Ontology annotation, molecular function: protein binding. The transcript is spliced from 4 exons.
GUGUUUUCGUGCUUUAAGCUCAAAAGUCAGUUGUAUUUCGGCGUGAUCUCAUCUUCCUCUUGAUAACACAAGAUAAGUUUCCACCUUACAUAAUUAAACAUACAUUUGUGUUCAUUAUGGACACACUACUUACCCAAUUGGAAAAAAUAGAAGUAGGUGAUCCGAACAAUAUUAUCAGGCUCAAAAACAAUAUCAAUAACAAGUCCAACGCUAACUGUAGCAGCUCAAUAAAUCCAAAUUUACUCAACGAUUUGGUAAAACGAGCCCAAACUUUUUUCAGUUUGAGUCUUUUUCGAAAAUGCUUACAAUGUUCGGAAACCGUGUUGGACAUAAUUCCUUCCGAUAUCGGUGUGGGACUAGAUCUAGAAAAUGUAAGACUGAGAGGUGUGGAUAUCAAAGGAAAAGCACUACUUGGUCUCGGCGAAUAUGAAGAAUGUCUCAUCUUUCUCGGUAGAGAAAGUAAAAUUCUCAAGAACUUGGGUCUAAAACUUCCUCCACCAAUGUCCCCCGUUUACACGAGACAUCUCCAGCACUGGAAAUACUUGAUGGAAAGGGGAAAGGUCCUGCAGAGGCAGAAGAUUCGUGGUGAAAUUGACAUGGGGGCGUUUAUUCCGAAUAAGAAAGUUCGCUUAGAGGUCGAUUCCGUGGUGGAGUAUGAAUCCGAAGCUGUGGAAAUUGGGGCUGUGAUACCAGGAAAAGGUCGUGGCGUCGUGGCAAGGCAGGAUAUCGCAAAGGGGACGAUCAUCUUGACGACGAGAGCAUUUGAAAUCAUAUUCGACACGGACGACGAGGAUGAUGACUUGGAGAAUGCGAUCGCUCAAAGGAUGCGUCUUGAUUCGAAACUUAUACCAACUGUGUAUCAACUUCAUGCCGGAAAAGAGAUGGGUUGUUUAUUCGCUUCGUAUAUUACAAACAGUGAAAAUCAUCAUAAAAGUAAAAAUAAUGAUAAUAAUGAUGGUACGACGAUGAAAAUUGACUUGAAAAGAAUUGAAAAAAUAUGCACUAUGAACUCGUUCGGAAACUCAAAAAACUCGAGUGGAUAUGGGCACAAUUCGAGAGGUUUGUGGGUCAGAGCAUCGUUUUUUAAUCAUGAUUGUAUCGCUUUUAAUGCAAUGUGGAAAGUCUUGGGGGACUUUUUGUUUGUGAGAACGACAAAAGAUGUGAAGAAAGGGGAAGAAGUAUUGAUCUCUUAUACUGACUCGGCAGAACCGUACGAAGAACGCGAAAAGUUCUUCCAAGCUCAUGAUUUCUCGUGUGCCUGUCGACUCUGCCAAUAUCAGGAAAAGGAGGACGUAAAAAUGAGGGGGCGAAGGCUCGAGAUUGUCAAAAAGUUGGUAGAAAUAGAUGAAAAAGACAGAAAAACCAUAUCUGCCGACGAUUUAGAGAAAGAUAUCGCCUUUGGAGAAAAAUGCUUGUCAGAAUUGGAAUCCAUGAUCGGAUCUCGGCCCGAGUGGAAUUUUAGCACUCACGUCGCUCUCGAUUUAUUAACCAAGCUGUACCUGCAGAAGGGGGAUGUCGCCAAGUAUAAAGAAACUGCAGUAAAGUAUUACAUCGUCGUGAACUGUUCCGGGAUGACAAAGGCGGAGAUAGACAAGUGUGAAUUGGAGGAUGUGGCAGACCGUGGGCCAUGUCUCGAAGUAGGAGCAGCAGGACAAGUUUGUGCCGUAUUUAUGAAAAGUGGGGAUUAUGUGGGGGCCCAGAAAUGGAUCAAGAUUUUAAGACAAGAUUUAGCCCUAAUGUACGGAAAGGGGAGUGAUAUUCUUAAGAAAUUGUAUCCUCAAUUGUAUGCUCAAGCCGUGAAGAAUGGGUUAUCUUUAGAUUAAGGGUACUUAUUUAGUAGUUUUUUAAAAUUAUUCUUUAUGCUAUCCUUUCUUUGAGGAGUGAUGAGGUGCAACUUCAAUAUCUUCGUAAUAAUCGUACUCUGCCCUCCUUUCCUUUUCGGUGGUACGUCUCGAGCGGCGCACCGUCCAGCUCAAUCUCUCUUUUGCUCCAGCGUCGUAAGGGACGACUUUAUGGGUCCGAUUGUCAGUGAAAGUCAUAACGUCCAUGGGACGAAAAUUACCAGCGAUAAAUUCUGUGUCUGAGAACUAUUUAUAAAUAAAUAAACACAGAAGGAAUUACUUGGUCUGGGCGAGUAUGAAUAAUCUAGUAUCUAUGUAUGUUUGCUUGUAUGAGGUUAGCCUUACCUGGGACGGGAUAAAGAGGAAUUUCCUCCACUAAAUAGUAAAUACACGCAAUAAAUAAUAAAAAUUUACUACACUAAA